AUGGCGGGCACGGCGGUCGAGGCGGCUGGCGCGGACGCCGCGGACGCCACGAUCACCACCGUGGUGGGCCACCGCCUCCACCUCCGCCCCACGAUGGCCCGCCCGCAGACGACCCCGUGGCCGACCCCGACACCUCCGUCCCAGAACCCGACCACCACCCGCGCGGUCCGCCUGCCCCGCCCCACCACGGCCGCCGCAGCCGCCACCACAGCCCGCCCCCUCCUCCUCCUGCCGGCGGCCACGGCCCCAUGCCGCACCACCAGCACCCCCGCGGCCCCCCUCCCCCCUACGCCAACCACCCCUUCGCCCAGUUCCUCUCCUCCAUCCUGCCCGACCUGA
Molecule: messenger RNA, 339 nt
Organism: Verticillium alfalfae VaMs.102
Lineage: Eukaryota; Fungi; Ascomycota; Sordariomycetes; Glomerellales; Plectosphaerellaceae
Exons: 1
Coding region: 1-339 (112 amino acids)
Source: RefSeq, a predicted model, not a curated record